Mastomys coucha (southern multimammate mouse) is the source of this 842-nucleotide messenger RNA. RefSeq lists its product as uncharacterized. Lineage: Eukaryota; Metazoa; Chordata; Mammalia; Rodentia; Muridae. The transcript has a single exon. Bases 155 to 460 code for a protein of 101 amino acids. The record is from RefSeq and is a predicted model, not a curated record.
UCCCUCCCCCAGGGCUCAUGGGGCGGGUCCGGUUUGCUCAGUAGCGGCAGCAGCCCUGGGGCUGAGCGGCGGUGGCCUCCUGGCAGCGCUGGCAAGAGGCAGCUCCGUCCGGGAGCCCAGGCCCUGGGGAGAUCCAGUCCAGUCGGCUGCCAGGAUGGAGGAAACGUCGAGUGGAGCCGGAGCCACCGGGGACGGACUUCCUCCCCAGCUCAGCUCCCCGACAGCUUGGCGAGGCCUGCACCAAGGGCCGACCAGUGGAAGAGGCUUGCGCCUCGGGCCUGGCAGCCGCAGCCGAGGAACGAGGCUGGCACAGCGGGGUAACGCGCGAGCCGGGGCCGUUCUCAAGAACCUACGGCGCCGCGGCCGCUCAUUGUCUCUCCCCCUUCAACCCGGGGGCAAACAGGAAGCCCGCCGCCAGGCCGAGCGACGGACAGGCGUCCGGACCAAUGAGCACAGCUGACGGAGAGCCUAGCGGCGAAUGAGCGCCGGGAAGAGGGGCGGAACUUCCGGGCGGGCUGUCACCCUCUUCCCCCCUUUUGGGCUGGAGGCUCCACCUUUUGUGUUUCCCGCACAGUCAAUCAAAAUAGGAAAAAAAAAAAUCCCCGGACCGCUCCGGCCGUGUCCGCCGCCGCUUCCCGCAUCCUCUCCCGCCGCCGCCGCCUUCGCUUCUCACCAUGUGUAAGGCGGCGGGGAGCCCCGCCUGAGGUGUCCUAAACACACUAUGACCGGUACGUAAAGCCGAGAGAGAGCAACCCUCGCUGCCUCCGCCGCUGCCACUGCCGCCCACCGCCGGCUCCGGGCCCCGAGCGUGCGACCGAGUGUCUGUGGAGGCAGAAAGCCGC